Molecule: messenger RNA, 997 nt
Organism: Triticum aestivum (bread wheat)
Lineage: Eukaryota; Viridiplantae; Streptophyta; Magnoliopsida; Poales; Poaceae
Product: 1-aminocyclopropane-1-carboxylate oxidase homolog 1
Source: RefSeq, a predicted model, not a curated record
UCUUCCAGGUGGUGAACCACGGCGUGCCGGAGGAGGCCAUGUCGGCGAUGCUAGCGGCGCUGCGGAACUUCAUCGAGGGGCCGGUGGAGGCCAAGGCGCCGUACUACACCCGUGACCACGGCCGGCGCGUGAGGUACCAGAGCAACUUCGACCUGUUCCAGUCGCCGGCGGCCAACUGGCGCGACACCCUGUUCAUGGAUAUGGCACCGGAGACGCCGGAGCCCGAGGAAAUCCCCCCGGCGUGCAGGGCAAUCGCCCCAGAGUUCUCGGGGCUGGUGCAGCGGCUGGGGAGCACGGUGCUCGGGCUUCUGUCGGAGGCGCUGGGCCUCCGGCGAGGGCACCUGGAGGAGAACGCCGCGUGCCUAGAGGGGCUGAGCCUCGCCUGCCACUACUACCCGGCCUGCCCGGAGCCGCACCUGACGCUGGGCACCACCAAGCACUCCGACCCGAGCUUCAUCACCGUGCUCCUCCAGGACGCCGUCGGCGGCCUCCAGGUGCUCGUCGACGACGACGACAAGCAGAACCCGGCGUGGGUGGACGUGCCGGCAGUGGCGGGGGCGCUGGUGGUGAACGUGGGCGACUACCUGCAGCUCCUGUCCAACGACAGGUUCAAGAGCGUGGAGCACCGCGUGGUGGCCAAGAGCGCGGGGCCGAGGGUGUCGGUGGCCUGCUUCUUCCGGACGGACGGGUCGACGAGGGUGCUCGCGCCGAUCGUCGCCGACGGCGGCAACGCCCGGUACAGGAACACGACGGUGGACGAAAUGGUCAGGCACUACAGGGCCAAGGGCCUCGACGGCGUCUCCUCACUCCAAUACGUCAGGAUCUAAUGAAUCUCACACAAAUGUAUUUGUUGUGCUUAUGAUCGGAAUUCAUGUUCGGGGUUGAAUCAUAUGCUAGUACAGUACAUCUUAGCAACGCAAGAAUAAGAUGCAAUCUUUGUACUCUUCCCAAUGGCGAUAUUGUGGAUUCAGUGUGAAAUGCAGAUAAGAUUUAAUUC